Cooperia oncophora is the source of this 285-nucleotide messenger RNA. The record is from the annotation of a GenBank genome assembly. Lineage: Eukaryota; Metazoa; Nematoda; Chromadorea; Rhabditida; Trichostrongylidae.
AUGGAGGUUGACUCAGAAGAUUCCCUGGGAUCUAUUCUUUUUAUACCUGAAUUGGACAAAAUUGGAAGUACAAAGGAAGCAAUGGCUUUGAAUUACUUGAUGUCUACAUAUAGUCGUUUGAAUACAGAGAGUCGUAAUGAGCAGUCGGGCAAACUUGCACGUUCAUCCGUCUGUCUGUCUCACUAUAGUUCAAAUCUUGUAUCAAACACACUUUUGAGUGAUAUCAUCUCUCAUUGUACUAAUAGAACGCUGUGCGAUGAGAAUGCCCUUUCCGAGGUAAUUUGA